GAACUCGCGGGUUCGGAGCCGCCAGCUGAGGUCAGAAGGAGGCGUCUGCGCCGACCGAGGCCGUCGCACGCCAGAGCCGGAGUCGGAGCCGAGGGGAGUAGGGGUCGGAGCCCGAGCUCGAACCGAGCCAAGCCGGAGCCCGAGCGAGCGGCGGAGACUGUGCCCCCGCCUCGGCCCCGCGCCGCCGCGGCCAGGCCCGGCAUGGAGGAGGAGUGCCGGGUGCUCUCCAUACAGAGCCACGUCGUUCGCGGCUACGUGGGCAACCGGGCGGCCACGUUCCCGCUGCAGGUUUUGGGAUUUGAGAUCGACGCGGUAAACUCUGUCCAGUUUUCAAACCACACAGGCUAUGCUCACUGGAAGGGCCAAGUGCUGAAUUCAGAUGAGCUGCAGGAGUUGUACGAAGGCCUGAAGCUGAACAACGUGAAUAAAUAUGACUACGUGCUCACAGGUUAUACGAGGGACAAGUCGUUCCUGGCCAUGGUGGUGGACAUUGUGCGGGAGCUGAAACAGCAGAACCCCAGGCUGGUAUAUGUGUGUGAUCCAGUUUUGGGUGACAAGUGGGAUGGCGAAGGCUCGAUGUAUGUCCCGGAGGACCUCCUUCCCGUCUACAAAGAAAAAGUGGUGCCGGUUGCAGACAUUAUCACGCCCAACCAGUUUGAGGCCGAGUUACUGAGUGGCCGGAAGAUCCACAGCCAGGAGGAAGCCUUGGCGGUGAUGGACAUGCUGCACUCUAUGGGCCCUGACACCGUGGUCAUCACCAGCUCCGACCUGCCCUCCCCGCAGGGCAGCGACUACCUGAUUGUCCUGGGGAGCCAGAGGAGGAGGAAUCCCGCUGGCUCCAUGGUGAUGGAACGCAUCCGGAUGGACAUUCGCAAGGUGGACGCUGUCUUUGUGGGCACUGGGGACCUGUUUGCUGCCAUGCUCCUGGCGUGGACACACAAGCACCCCAAUAACCUCAAGGUGGCCUGUGAGAAGACCGUGUCUGCCUUGCACCACGUUCUGCAGAGGACCAUCCAGUGUGCAAAAGCCCAGACCGGGGAAGGAGUGAAGCCCAGCCCCAUGCAGCUGGAGCUGCGGAUGGUGCAGAGCAAAAGGGAUAUCGAGGACCCGGAGAUCGUCGUCCAGGCCACGGUGCUGUGAGGGCCGCGCCGCUCACCCGUGACGCGCAGCGCGUUGGUGUCUCCAUGUUUGUCCCUGUGAAAACAUGUAACGUCUGCCUUAGAGCCAUGACCGAAACUUGAUAUUUUUUUCUUUCAUGA
Messenger RNA from Cercocebus atys (sooty mangabey), 1259 nucleotides. RefSeq names its product pyridoxal (pyridoxine, vitamin B6) kinase (gene PDXK). The record is from RefSeq and is a predicted model, not a curated record. Gene Ontology annotation, biological process: pyridoxal 5'-phosphate salvage. Gene Ontology annotation, molecular function: pyridoxal kinase activity. The coding region runs from base 202 to 1140 and encodes 312 amino acids. Gene Ontology annotation, cellular component: cytosol. Lineage: Eukaryota; Metazoa; Chordata; Mammalia; Primates; Cercopithecidae. The transcript is spliced from 11 exons.